Didymodactylos carnosus is the source of this 810-nucleotide messenger RNA. The record is from the annotation of a GenBank genome assembly. NCBI's taxonomy places the organism in Eukaryota, Metazoa, Rotifera, Eurotatoria, Philodinida, Philodinidae.
AUGUGGUUAUUUCGUGCGUUUUUUCGUUUUAUAGCAAUGCAAAAUAAUCGUGUGUUAUCAAUGAAGAGUAAAAUUAAGAUCGGUAUUACGGACUGUGCUCGGUAUGCAAAUUAUGAAAAAUGGUUUCUUGAUGCCCCUGAAUCCGUUGAUGUUAUAUGUUUAUCUUAUCGUCUCAAUAAUGCUGAUGAUGUUGAAAAAUGUGAUGGUAUUUGUUUAUCCGGUGGAGAAGAUGUUCAUCCUAAGGUUUAUAAAAAACCAGAAGUAUUAGAAAAAUUAAACUUAGUUGAUAUUGAUGAAAAUCGUGAUGAUUUUGAAUUGAAAAUAAUUGAAAAAGCAUUAAAAAAUAAAUUACCCAUUCUUGGAAUAUGCAGAGGUAUGCAAUUAUUUAAUUGUUAUCUUGGAGGAACUCUUAUGCACGACAUUCCAUCUGUUACACAAUUAAAUGGUCAUGGAAAAGUACAAGGUAUUGAUCAACGACAUGAUAUUAAUGUUGCAGAAAAAACACUUUUAAAUGAAAUAACUGGCUGUUUAACCGGUGCUGUUAAUUCAAGUCAUCAUCAGUGUGUUGAGACAUUAGCAAAUGAUUUAUUGAUUGCAGCCAAAGCCGAAGAUCCGGUUGUUGAAGCUACACAAUGGAAAGAUAUAGAUGGAAAUUCUUUCUUCCUUGGCGUUCAGUGGCAUCCAGAACGAAUGCCUGAUCAAGAUAAUCCCUUUGCAUCAAAAAUACGACAAGCAUUUUUAGCACAUAUUAUUGAAAAAAGUGUCAAAUCAAAUACCACUGUCAUACCAACAGCAUCAACCGCUUGUUAA